UCGCCGGUUGGACCUGGGACCUAGUCGAGCCGUGCGGACUUCUGAGAGGCCGAGAGAGAGGUGUGGGAGCCCCGCGCCGCCCUGUCCCUGCCCGCCUGUGGGCCAAGCAGGCGGUAGCCCGCACGUCUGUGACUUCACAGUUCGUUCCGAGGCCCGGGCUGCGGGCAGAAGUGGGGCUAGAGCGGCGUUUGUAAAGGCGGCGGCGUUGCCUGUGUGCUUUGGGGGACACCUGGGCAGGACAGGUUGGAUGUUUAGGCAAACUGAGUGGAAGUGUGUAUCUUAGUAGAUGUAAAAUUUCUCUGCGAAGAGGUCAGUUAGUUUCAGUCGCUUCCCGCCCCGCUCUUGCUUGACAAGAGACGGUCUGCUGCGCUGGAAAAUCCUCGGGGCCCGGGCUAGUGGCACAUAUUACAUUUUCUUCCUCUCCCCGCGCUGGCCUUGUGGCGUGAAUCGGUGCCCCUGGGUGUGGGGACCGGGGCUGAGCCAGCGCAGGCUCUCCCGCCCAGGGCUCUGCUGAGUGACGGCCUCACCGGUGUGGAGCCUCCGGGGUUGUCGCAGAUGCGUCUGUGGGGACGCUCUGGUGGCUUCGCCGACUCAGAAGGGCUGCGCUCUCAUCUCACCCAACCUCAGCCAUCAGUGUGUUUUCUUCCUCCCCCGGGGACAGUUUGGUACUAGCCACUGCAGCUCACACCUCUGGAAGUUGACAUCAUGGACAUAUGCGAGUCAAUCCUGGAGAGGAAUCGGCACGACAGCGAGAGGUCUACGUGCAGCAUCUUGGAGCAGAACGACAUGGAAGCUGUCGAGGCUCUUGUUUGCAUGAGCUCCUGGGGUCAGAGAUCCCAGAAAGGGGAUCUGUUAAAGAUAAGACCCCUCACACCUGUCUCUGACUCUGGGGAUGUUUCCACCAUUGUGCACGUGGACGCAGCCACACCCGAGUUACCAAAGGACUUCCAUUCUUUAUCAACUCUGUGCAUGACUCCUCCUCAGAGCCCUGACCUCCUGGAGCCAUCAACAGGGACAGUUGUUCCUUCCCAAGUAACUGAUUCCAAAGCACCCAUGGUCGUGGCUGUCCCCCCAACCUCUACUGGGGCAGCUGGAGUGCUGAGCAGGAGGGCAGAGAGGGCCCUGCCUGGUUUGAAGCCAGAGCUGCUGGAGCCAGCUGUCACCCCUCACUGCAGGGCCACGGUGACAAGUGUCAUUUGCCACACUGCGGGGAGUCCUGCUUCUGCGCACGUUCCUACCACCCAGACUCAAGCACACCAACUUUCAGCCAACGCGGAAGGAGAAGCGCAGUUUUGGGGGCAUGUUGAAGCUGUGCAGGACACACACCUCACAGACAGUGUGCUCAGCGUUAACUCAACGUCCUGUCAGCCUUGUUUGCACAAAUCCAGUGGCCUGAGCCCCACCGACAAAGGCCAGCAGGCAGGGUGGCCCAUUGCAAUUCAGACCUGCUCACCAAAGAAUUAUGAAAAUGACUUGCCAAGGAAAGCCACCCCUCUGAUUUCUGUCCCCAUUCCUAGUUCCCCUGUCCUUUGCCAAAUGAUCCCUGUGACUGGACAAAGUGGCAUGUUAUCGGCUUUUCUGAAGCCACCUCCCCAAGUGUCUGCAGGGACUGUCAAACCCAUCUUACCCCACGCUGCUCCAGUGCCCCAGCCUGUGUUCGUGGGACCGUCUGUGCCUCAGGGAACUGUGAUGUUGGUUCUGCCCCAGGGGGCCCUCCCGCAGCCUGCCACGUGUUCGUCGAGUGGAAUGGCUGUUGGGAAUACCAAGUUACUGCCCCUAGCCCCUGCUCCAGUGUUCAUUGCAUCCAAUCAGAACUGCGCCCCUCAGGUAGACUUUUCCCGAAGGAGGAACUAUGUUUGCAACUUCCCAGGCUGCCAGAAAACCUACUUCAAAAGUUCCCACCUCAAGGCUCAUCUUCGCACUCACACAGGAGAGAAGCCUUUCACCUGCAGCUGGGACGGCUGUGAGAAAAAAUUCGCUCGUUCAGAUGAACUCUCUCGCCACCGCAGAACUCACACUGGGGAGAAGAAGUUUGUAUGCCCAGUGUGUGAUCGGCGUUUCAUGCGCAGCGACCACUUGACAAAGCAUGCCCGGCGCCAUAUGACCACCAAGAAGAUCCCUGGCUGGCAGGCGGAUGUUGGCAAACUGAACAGAAUUGCCUCAGCAGAGAACCCUGGGAGCCCGCUGGUGCGCCUGCCGGCCUCUGCAUGAAAGGUCCUCCAGGGAAUUGUGGAUGGGAAUUUUUCAAAGCCUUUUUUCAGGAAUGGAAGUGAUGGUUUUCUCUCCGAAAGAGAUUGUCUUGAGGGCAAGGGGAGCUGGUUCUGAUGAAAGUGUGUUAACUUGUCUUUUUUGGUGGGGAACCCUGUUCAAUGUCUUUUGUAGUUUCAGAAGUUCUUUUAAGGAAAAUGGAAGAAAAUUUGAUCAUCUAAAUCACCAGCAUUCAAACAAACAUUUCGGCAAUAAAUUUUACAAAAUCUGGAUUUUUUUACAACCUUCCUACUCCUGUUUUGA
Mesoplodon densirostris (Blainville's beaked whale) is the source of this 2511-nucleotide messenger RNA. RefSeq names its product KLF transcription factor 11 (gene KLF11). The transcript is spliced from 4 exons. The record is from RefSeq and is a predicted model, not a curated record. Gene Ontology annotation, molecular function: RNA polymerase II cis-regulatory region sequence-specific DNA binding; DNA-binding transcription factor activity, RNA polymerase II-specific. NCBI's taxonomy places the organism in Eukaryota, Metazoa, Chordata, Mammalia, Artiodactyla, Ziphiidae. Gene Ontology annotation, biological process: regulation of transcription by RNA polymerase II. The coding region runs from base 706 to 2211 and encodes 501 amino acids.